CUCGAUUUCCGUAAUUUUGAGAAGAUUUUUUUUUAGUAAUUUUUUAUUCUGCCCCAGCUGAUGUGUGAGCCAGCAUGUCGCGGAGGAAGCAGGCGAAGCCCCAGCAUUUCCAGUCCGACCCCGAGCUGGCCCGGCUCCCCCAGCGAGAUGGAGACACGGAGAAGGGUCAGGCCGGUCGAAGCGCUAAGAACAAGGGGGCUCAUGUCUGUGGCAGGUGCUGCGCUGAGUUCUUUGAAUUAUCAGAUCUCCUGCAACACAAGAAGAACUGCACUAAAAAUCAAUUAGUUUUAAUUGUGAAUGAAAAUCCAGCGUCUCCUUCCGAAACCUUCUCCCCCAGCUCCCCUUCUGAUAAUCCUGACGAACAGAUGAAUGGCCUAGUUAAUAACACAGAUCGAGUAGACUGCAGUGACCUUUCAGAGCAGAACAAACUUGACAGAGAAGAAGAAUCUAUGGAGGUGGAGGCCCCUGGCGCUCACAAAAGUGGUAGUGGUGCGGGGAGCCUCAGUGAGAGUAUCACAAGCAGCAACAGCUCCUCGAUGGGUACCUCAGCUAUCGCAACCUCUCUACCUCAAAUCGGGGACCUGGCAGCUCUGGGCAACUUUUCCGUGAUCAACAGCAACGUCAUCAUCGAGAACCUGCAGAGCACGAAGGUCGCCGUUGCUCAAUUCUCCCAGGAAGCGAGACACAACGGGGCCUCCCCCAAUAAACUGGCCGUCCCGGCCCUCAUGGAGCAGCUCAUGGCCCUACAGCAGCAGCAGAUCCACCAGUUGCAACUGAUCGAGCAGAUCCGACACCAAAUAUUGCUGUUGGCUUCCCAAAACGCCGACCUGCCAACGCCUUCCGGCUCUUCUCAAGGUACUUUACGAACAUCUGCCAACCCCCUGUCCACGUUAAGCUCCCACUUAUCCCAGCAGCUGGCGGCAGCAGCUGGAUUAGCACAGAGCCUUGCGAGCCAAUCUGCCAGCAUCGGCGGUGUGAAACACCUGCCUCCGAUCCAGCUACCUCAGAGCAACCCUGGCAGCACAGUCAUCCCACCCGGCAAUCGCUCGUCUCCAAAUAUCUCCAUCUUGGCCGCGGCGGUCCCCACCCCUUCCUCCGAGAAAGUGGCUUCGAGCGUCGGGGGCCCCCAGCUCAGCGCCCCACCGGCAACGACGUCCUCCUCCUCCUGCUCCUCUUCCUCCUCCUCCUCCUCUUCCUCCUCACCAGCUUUCGCAAUAAGCAGCUUGUUAAGUCCUGCAUCGAAUCCUCUUCUACCUCAACCUGCCCCCAGCAACCCUGUUUUCCCCAGCCCCCUGCCCAGCGUGGGAACCGCCGCGGAGGACCUGAACUCCCUGUCUGCCCUGGCCCAGCAGAGGAAAAGCAAGCCACCAAAUGUAACGGCUUUCGAAGCCAAGAGCGCUUCGGAUGAGGCAUUCUUCAAACACAAGUGCAGGUUCUGCGCCAAGGUGUUUGGGAGCGACAGUGCUCUGCAGAUCCACCUCCGCUCCCACACUGGCGAGAGGCCCUUCAAAUGUAACAUAUGUGGGAACAGGUUCUCCACUAAGGGGAACCUGAAGGUGCACUUCCAGCGCCACAAAGAGAAAUACCCUCACAUCCAGAUGAACCCUUACCCAGUGCCCGAGCACCUGGACAACAUCCCCACCAGUACGGGGAUCCCCUACGGAAUGUCCAUCCCCCCCGAGAAACCUGUCACCAGCUGGCUGGACACAAAGCCUGUUCUGCCCACGCUGACUGCCUCGGUCGGCCUGCCGCUUCCUCCGACGCUCCCCACCCUGACACCCUUCAUCAAGACGGAGGAGCCCCCACCGGUCCCCAUCGGGCCCCCCUCUGGCAGCCCGUCGGCCUCCAUUAAGAGUGACCCAGGGGUGGCGGACCCCGCCCCGAGGAACCCCGGCGGGCUCCCCGAGGCUGCAGAGGGGGGUGACGGGCCCCCGCCCGCCCUCAAGCCAGAAGAGGGGGCCCCGCCCUCGGGCCCCCUCCCACGGCCCAGCAGCACCGUGAGCUCCCCAGCUGCCGAGCAAGGCCCCGGACCCACCGCCACCCCCUUCCCUGGCCCACUGGGACCCCUCAUGUCAGAGCGGUUCAGGGCCAAGUUCCCCUUCGGGGGGCUCUUGGACGCGGCCCCAGCCUCGGAGACCUCGAAACUGCAGCAGCUGGUGGAAAACAUCGACAAGAAGGCCCCGGACCCCAACCAGUGCAUCAUUUGCCACCGCGUGCUCAGCUGCCAGAGCGCGCUCAAGAUGCACUACCGCACCCACACUGGAGAGCGGCCCUUCAAGUGCAAGAUCUGCGGCCGGGCCUUCACCACCAAAGGGAAUCUGAAGACCCACUACAGCGUGCACCGGGCCAUGCCCCCGCUUCGAGUCCAGCACUCGUGCCCCAUCUGCCAGAAGAAGUUCACCAAUGCCGUUGUGCUGCAGCAGCACAUUCGCAUGCACAUGGGGGGCCAGAUCCCCAACACCCCAGUUGCGGACCACAGCUACCCCGAGUCGAUGGAGUCCGACACCGGCUCCUUCGACGAGAAGACCUUCGACGACCCGGACAACUUCUCGGACGAGAACAUGGAGGAUGGCCCAGACGGCGGCGGCGUGCCCCCCGGCACCCCCAGGUCAGCCGACGCGUCCCACGACAGCCUGUCCUCGUCCCCGCUGCCACCGGAGAUGUCCAGCAUCGCUGCCCUGGAGAACCAGAUGAAGCUGAUCAACGCCGGGCUGGCCGAGCAGCUCCAGGCCAGCUUGAAGUCCGUGGAGAGUGGGUCGGUGGAGGGGGACAGGCUGACCAAUGACUCCUCCUCCGUGGGGGGCGACGUGGAGAGCCAGAGUGCAGGGAGCCCGGCUCUUUCCGAGUCCACCUCCUCCACGCAGGCCCCGUCGCCAGCCAACAGCUCGCAUGACUACCGCAAGUCGCCGAGUGUCGACGAGAAGCCGCCCCCUGGGGCCCCGCCUGCCGACUUCGCUGACGGCCCCUCUCCUGCCCCGGUCAACGGCGGGGCCCUGGAUCUGACAUCCGGUCACCCGGAGAAGCUCAUCAAGGAGGAUUCCUUGGGCCUGCUCUUCCCCUUCAGAGACCGGGGGAAGUUCAAAAACACCGCGUGCGACAUCUGCGGGAAAACAUUCGCUUGUCAGAGUGCCUUGGACAUUCAUUACCGAAGUCAUACCAAAGAGAGACCCUUCAUUUGCACAGUUUGCAAUCGCGGCUUUUCUACAAAGGGUAAUUUGAAGCAGCACAUGUUGACACAUCAGAUGCGCGAUCUACCAUCACAACUUUUCGAGCCUAGCUCCGCUAUGGGCCCCAAUCAGAACUCUGCCACCCUCCCUGCCAGCGCCUUGUCGUCACUCAUAAAGACCGAAGUGAAUGGUUUCAUGCACGGUUCCCCUCAGGAGAGCAAGGAUGCCCCCCCAGGUCUGGCCCCCACGGGGCCUCUGACCUCUUCCGCCACCUCACCUGUCCUGCUCCCCACCCUCCCCAGGAGAACCCCCAAGCAGCACUACUGCAACACGUGUGGGAAGACCUUCUCUUCCUCUAGCGCCCUGCAGAUCCACGAAAGGACCCACACUGGGGAGAAGCCCUUCGCCUGCACUAUCUGUGGGAGAGCUUUCACAACGAAAGGCAAUCUUAAGGUCCACAUGGGCACCCAUAUGUGGAACAGCACCCCGGCAAGACGAGGCAGGAGACUUUCAGUGGAUGGUCCAAUGACGUUCCUAGGAGGCAAUCCUGUAAAAUUCCCAGAAAUGUUCCAGAAAGAUUUGGCUGCAAGGUCAGGAAACGGGGACCCAUCCAGCUUCUGGAAUCAGUAUGCAGCCGCGCUUUCCAAUGGCUUGGCUAUGAAGACCAACGAGAUCUCCGUCAUUCAGAACGGUGGCCUCCCUCCAAUUCCUGGAAGCCUUGGCAACGGCAGUAGUUCACCUAUUAGUGGGUUGACGGGAAGUUUGGAGAAGCUCCAGAACGCUGAACCAAACGCACCUCUAGCUGGUCUGGAGAAAAUGGCAAGCAGUGAAAAUGGAACAAACUUCCGCUUUACCCAUUUCGUGGAGGAAAACAAAGAGAUCGUCACAAAUUAAAGAGAACCGACUUUACGAAGAAAACGUUCCUGCAGAGAAUGCACCGUAGGGUUGCUUUUGUUUGUUUUUUUGUUUUGUUUCGGGUUUUGGGAUUUUUUUUCUUGGUUUUUUUUUUUUUUGCUGUUUUUUUCCACCCCAACACCGAUCUAUGAACUACAACAUUAAGACAUUCUUUUGUACCAUGUUCGACUUCUAGAGUUCUAAGAGAGCUUAUUUAUUAGUGAUAUAACCUUGCUUUGCAAACAAAUGAAAGCAUUCGCUUUGGUCUCCUGUAUUUUGAACUAAAUACUAAUGGACUAGAGUGUUGUAAACUUGCUGUAACAUUUAUGGCAGUUGCAAAGUCUGUUCUGCUAGGUGAUCUUAUUCUGAUAUUAACUUAUUUUCUAUAUCCAAUUUAACAUGAACUCUGGUGUUGAUGCAAUGCCUCAGUGAUGCAUUAGAUCUCUAAUAAAGUCUGUAUAUAAAUGUACACUUUGAUCCUGCUGGAUAUUUUAUCAGCAAAACACAAUUGUUUAAUCUUCCAAAACAGAUCUGAGGAAAGAACUGAAGGCUGAAAGUACAGACUGAACAGUGUGGUUCUUAGGAAAAGGCUCAGUUUUUGAUUUUUAUUAUAAAAUUAAAACUGCUUUAAUUUUUGUAGGUUUAACACUUUCCGUUUUGAACUGUUAUUUGUAUUGUGCUUUUUACUUGAGUCGUCUUAAUUGUUAAUAAGUUUCUGUACAGUAAUAAGCACGCAAAUUAUUAGAGAAGAUACAGAAGUGUUGUUUUGGUAGUUGAAACUGAGACGUAACAUUUUGCCUUGUAGGUAUAUUCAUUAUAGAAAAUGUGCUGGAAUUUCACAAUGCUGCUAAGUAUAGCAUCUUGAACAACCUUCCGUGGAAAAAAUAUAGAUGCUCCUGUAUAUACAAUAAGAAAUAUCACUUUCAUUAAAAUGUACAUAUGUUCCUUAAAAGAGCAAACUCUUCUUCUUGAUCAAGGGAACAGGUAUAGUGUUUGUUUAUUUUGUAUUAGGUAUGGAAAAAAAAACUUGGACUGUUACAUGCACUUUCUUGGAAAGUUGAAAGGAAAAGGGGUCCAGUUUCUUUAACAUUUAUUACCUACUAACAGCAGAGAUACUGUAAUUUUACUUGAGUAAUCAAAUACAUUUUUUGCAACAGAGAAAA
Messenger RNA from Tachyglossus aculeatus (Australian echidna), 5224 nucleotides. RefSeq names its product spalt like transcription factor 1 (gene SALL1). The transcript has 3 exons. The record is from RefSeq and is a predicted model, not a curated record. Gene Ontology annotation, biological process: regulation of transcription by RNA polymerase II. Gene Ontology annotation, cellular component: nucleus. Bases 75 to 4061 code for a protein of 1328 amino acids. NCBI's taxonomy places the organism in Eukaryota, Metazoa, Chordata, Mammalia, Monotremata, Tachyglossidae. Gene Ontology annotation, molecular function: DNA-binding transcription factor activity, RNA polymerase II-specific; RNA polymerase II cis-regulatory region sequence-specific DNA binding.